AUGAAACUGCCUUUGAUGAAGAUCAUCAUAGUCGAGAUGAAUGGUGUUCAUUUUCUUCGACUUGCCGCGGCGUAUCCAGACACUGAGGUCAACUUCCCCGACGGCCCAGCUGCUAUAAGUCGUGUUCUCUCCAAUGUCGAUGCGCAAGACAAAGAAUUGCAACGCGUUAUUGGAAUUGAACAGUAUGGACUGGUGUCCGCUAUAUUCAGUAGAUACCCUCAAUCGACUCCCGCCAGCAUUAGUCUAUCCGAGGCACGCGGACUGAAGAGCGUACCGCUCAAUGGCCCGAUGCACUCGGCCUGGGCCGCGGGGCAGACUACUCAGCUGUGGUACUUAGAGCCUGCUAACAAUGGCCCGAUCAUCACUAAUGACUCAAAGCCCAACGCAUUUCGGUUACUCAACGUGAAUAUCAACUACUACAUUUCUGUAUCUCACAAAUCACUUGUCGGGAUUCCGAUCUAUUACGUUGAAGCAACGGGUUCAACUGAAAAUGCUGCAACUUGGACGCUGAAGCUGUCUCCUGACUACUCCUUCCAUAUCGAGCCUCAAUCCCCAUCCGAUCAACUAUUCGAGGUCCAUUCCGACCAAGGCCAGUUCUACGCUCUUCUGAACUAUCGAGACACACCUACAACUAGUUCCCAUCCUUUCAUCGUCCAAGUGUACCAGGGAUCCAUCAAUAACCUCGGGCCACGUCAACAGGACAUCCUGAAACCUGGAGAACUCCUGAUUCCGGGUGCCUACCUUGAAUCUCCCAGUAAGAAGUUCAGACUUGCCUUUGAGGGUGGAAGGUUUGGGGUAUAG
Molecule: messenger RNA, 801 nt
Organism: Fusarium redolens
Lineage: Eukaryota; Fungi; Ascomycota; Sordariomycetes; Hypocreales; Nectriaceae
Exons: 1
Coding region: 1-801 (266 amino acids)
Source: RefSeq, a predicted model, not a curated record